Molecule: messenger RNA, 1089 nt
Organism: Penicillium cosmopolitanum
Lineage: Eukaryota; Fungi; Ascomycota; Eurotiomycetes; Eurotiales; Aspergillaceae
Product: FAD-dependent oxidoreductase
Exons: 6
Coding region: 1-1089 (362 amino acids)
Molecular function (GO): D-amino-acid oxidase activity; FAD binding
Source: RefSeq, a predicted model, not a curated record
AUGCCAAACAUCGUGGUUUUGGGUGCUGGCGUCUCCGGACUGACAACAGCCUACCUUCUCUCAAAGGAUCCGGCGAACAAGAUCACAGUUCUGGCUAAACACAUGCCCGGCGACUAUGAUAUUGAAUAUGCUUCUCCCUGGGCUGGUGCCAAUUACAUGCCGGUGGGUAAGGAGGGUUCUGACCAUGAACGUUGGGAGCGAGAGACCUGGCCCUACCUGAAGGAGAUCACAGAGAAGUACCCAGAGGCCGGAAUUCACUUUCUCGGCACUCUCAUCUACAAUCGUAAAAAAGAUCAAGAGUCGGAUACCGGUAAAUGGUUCGCGGAAUUGACCCAGCCAGACCCCUGGUACAAAGACGUUGUGCCUGAUUUCAAACCAAUUCCCGACGAGAAGCUGGCUCCAGGGGUCGAUAAUGCGCAGGAGUUCACGUCCGUUUGUAUUAAUACUGCCAUCUACCUGCCCUGGCUGGUCGGCCAGUGCGUCAAAACCGGAGCGGUGUUCAAGCGAGCUGUGAUCAAACAUAUUGCCGAUGCUGCAAACGAGCACCAUACCGGCCAAAAGGCUGAUCUAAUUGUUAACUGUACUGGUCUGUCGGCCAAGACCCUCGGAGGCGUCAUGGACAGCAAGAUGCACCCUGCCCGGGGUCAGAUUGUAGUUGUCCGCAAUAAUCCCGGUCCCAUGGCUUCUGUGUCCGGGACGGAUGACGGAGAGACCGAAUGCGUGUACAUUAUGACCCGUGCUGCAGGUGGUGGCACUAUCUUGGGAGGUUCUUAUCAGAAGCACAAUUGGGAUUCCCUACCCGACCCCAACCUCGCUAAUCGAAUAAUGAAGCGUGCUAUCGCGUUGGCUCCUUCUUUGGUCAAGCCUGGUCAGGGCAUUGAGGGUCUUGAUAUCAUCCGACAUGGCGUUGGCCUACGACCUCUGCGCGAGGGUGGCACUCGCAUUGAGAAAGAUGAGGUCAAUGGUGUCAAGGUCGUCCAUAACUAUGGACAUGGUGGGUUUGGAUACCAAGCCUCCUUUGGUUGCUCGGUAGAGACCGUGGCACUGGUCAAGGAGGCACUGCAGAGCGGACCCCGAGCCAAGCUUUGA